Messenger RNA from Saccostrea cuccullata (small rock oyster), 2128 nucleotides. RefSeq names its product NEDD8-conjugating enzyme Ubc12. The record is from RefSeq and is a predicted model, not a curated record. NCBI's taxonomy places the organism in Eukaryota, Metazoa, Mollusca, Bivalvia, Ostreida, Ostreidae. Bases 55 to 603 code for a protein of 182 amino acids. The transcript is spliced from 5 exons.
CUGUGUAAUUUGUCUGUUUCCGGUUAUAAGAACAUUUUCCAACAAAAUAAAACAAUGAUUAAAUUAUUUUCUUUGAAACAACAGAAAAAGGAUGGAAUCGAUUCUUCGGACAGAGGAUCACAGAAAAAGGCAUCAGCAGCACAGCUCCGUAUACAGAAAGAUAUUAAUGAACUAAAUUUACCAAAGACAUGCCAAGUCGACUUUCCAGACCCUGAUGAUCUACUCAACUUCAAACUCAUUAUUUCACCAGAUGAAGGUUUCUACAGAGGUGGUCGAUUUGUGUUCAGUUUUAAGGUUUUGCAAGGAUAUCCACAUGACCCUCCUAAAGUCAAAUGUGAAACAAUGGUGUAUCACCCCAACAUUGAUCUAGAAGGAAAUGUUUGUCUUAAUAUAUUAAGAGAAGACUGGAAGCCUGUUUUAACUAUAAAUUCUAUUGUCUAUGGGUUGCAGUAUUUAUUUUUGGAACCUAAUCCCGAGGAUCCAUUGAACAAAGAGGCUGCUGAGGUCCUUCAAAGUAACCGGCGAUUAUUUGAGCAGAACGUCACAAAGUCAAUGAGGGGAGGCUACAUCGGGUCCCUGUACUUUGACCGAUGCCUAAAAUGAUGACUGUCUGAUGUUAAUGGAGAAAUAUUGUGAUCUUUUCUGUGCUUUUGUUAAUCAUUAUGAUAUGUGUCCAAAAGUGGGUAUUUGUCUGAAUGAGAAAUCUGAAUGUGAUCUAUGGCUGCUUAUUUUAAAAUAGAACAUCAUGCUGAUCAAAGGUGUUUGCUGAAAAGCAUGUUGAUUCUGUUGUCUCUGGGACAGAAGGAAAUUUCAGUGUGAUCAGGUUUAAGUACAAUGGAUAUUUUUGUCAACUUUUCAUUUAAUCCUUCUGUAAUAUAUUUCUGUUUGAAGCAUGUUUACCUACAUGUAUUUGUGAAGUCCUGACAGGGUGAAAUUUUUUGUUGUUUAUGUGGAUUUUAAGAAUGUUGCAGUUGGAGACAAUUGCUUUCAUUGAAGAUACCAUAGCUAAAGUCUAUCUUCAAAUCAGAAUCCUGUUUCUCAAUAUAUCCUUCAUAUUUUCUUUAAUAUUUUUGUGUGAAAUAUAUGUAUCCCUAUAUACAAUGUACCUAAAUGUUACAUGUAAUUUAUAUACAAAAUAUGUGGAAAAUGGUGACACUGUAAUUUUGAAUUCUUUCUAAGUACCACAACUGUAAUCUCUGUUUGGAUUAAUGGACGACUUUUUCCCUGCAAAGUAUGGGCAGUACUCAGUUGGAUUUUAUAUAUGUGAGCAAGCACUGAAGUCAAGUGUCCAGGUUUUGCUGUUCUUUCAUAAUGUCAUGUUGCAUUUUUAGCAGCAUUGUUUACUUGGUAUUACUAUUAAUCCACUUAUAAUGAGGCUUGUAGUUUGUAUGCAUUGCAUAAAAUGAAGAUUGCAUUAUAUAGUUAGAACGUUUUCUAAAGUAUUGGUAUAGAAUAUUGAUAGUUAAUGUCUUGAUUUCACGUAACUAAGAUAUUUAAUUUGUGUUAAUUCGUGUGAACUUUAGCAAUUUCGUAUGAAUUACUUUUCCAUAUACCAAUAGCUGGGCAGAAAAUUUGUUAAUGUUUCUUUUGAUCCUUUUUGUUAAUUUAAAUUCUCAGUUUGUGAAUUCACAAAAAAGAAUCUGAAAAAUUAUCAUAAGAAAAAAAGUACAUUCUAAUUUUUGAAGUAAAAUUUGAACACAUUAAGUGCUGUUUUUAUAUUGACAUGUGUAUGAGAAACCUAAAUAAAUGGUCAUUAAUUUCGUAUUCUAUAAAUGUUAUUUUUUAAUAUUUUGUCCUCUUUCCAACAACAUCAUUGUAAGGAAUGGCAAAUUUCAUCUUUUUACAAAAUCUGAUUUUGAGUAAAUGUGAUGAAAUUCUGUUACAUGUAAUCUUGGUAAAGUCAUGAUCAUCAUAUUGUUUUACUGACUGGUGAAAAAUGUAGUCUUCAAACCGAUAUUUUGCUCAGGUCACUUUAAAUCAGAUUUGUAAUCUUAGGACACAUUAUUUUGCAUGCUGCUUAAAAGGGAAGAAGACAUUUUGUCAAAUGAAUUUGGAGACAUCAAGGCAAAAACGGUCUGAUUUGUUAAACUGGGAUAGAUUUGUAUGCUAUAAAGCUUAUAGAGACAUA